AGCCUGAACACGGAGCAUACAACACGCUCACCGGGGGCGCUGCUGCUGCUGCACCCACCUCCCUCUCUCUCUCGCACGCACACACGCACUCAAUCCCCUCACACUCCACCUCACACCAGCCGCACGCGCGUCUACCUCCUCCUCCCCCCCCCCCCCUCCCCUCACAACCAUGCUUGUAGCUGCAAAUCAGAGUUGCAAAGCAAGCACCGCCAGGAUAUAGACGCGUGUGUGUGUGUGUGUGUUUGCGUGUGCGUGCGUGUGUGUGUGUGUGUGUGGGGAAUGUAAUAAAGUGCCUUUUAACGCUAUAUUGAAUAAAGCUAAGGAGUGUUGCGUGUGUACCAACACAGAUGGCACCUGUGGUGGUGCCUGUGUGGUGGUGUCGUCGACCACAGGGCCACAGAUGGGCCAGCCUCCUGUAGGCACUGAGUGCCAACUAGGCCCCAGGCACUGUGGUCUUCCUGUAGGGCUGUCUUACGCUCGGUCAAGGUGAAGGGCUUAUAACUGUGACGCUGUCGCGGCUGCUGCUGGGAGAAGCUACAGGUACGGGUCCCAGGCCAGUGCUGCAUACUGAAAGGUUAAUGUGAAGACCUUCAAGACCCAGGACGUUCUCAGCAACCAGGAAUGAGCUGUCAUAGUUACAAGGAGGUCAGCAAGGUGAAAAUGUGCGCCCCGCGACGGAUGGCGCCGACGUGGUUCACACUAGUGGUAUUGUGGUUCACGACGCCACUGGUCUUGGCCGCAGUGGCUCCUUUGGAUAUAGAAGUGACCAUUCCACCGCUGCUGGAGGCCCAGCCCCCGAAGGAGGAGGUACUGUUUACUGUGAACCACGACCCGGACCAGGCACCGGAGCCCUUCACUCUACCGUGCCGCGCCGACGCACUCCCUGAGCCCAGUUACUACUGGUUGAAAGAUGGAGAUAAGUUGGAUCUUCAAGACGGUGAGGAAGAGAGAGGUCGAGUAGAGAUGAUUGAAGGAGAAGGCAGCUUAAUCUUCCACGACCCGCGCCCUGAAGACGAAGGAAGCUACCAGUGUAUAGCUGAGAACUCUGUCGGCGUGGCGCACAGCGAAGUGGCCACCGUCAGGCGCUCCGUUAUGGGUAACUUUCCCAAAGCUGAGCCGCGGGUAGUCACUGCUACCUUGGGACAGUCGCUUAGUCUACCCUGCACCCCUCCAGACGGGUACCCGGAGCCCUCAGUCCACUGGGUAAUCCAGACGUCUGACGGAGGUCUGCGAAGUCUGAACUCUCCGCGUUUGACGGUGGACGAGCAGGGGACGCUAUGGUUCAGUUACGUCACUCCGGAAGAUGCCUCCGAGGACACCCUCUACGCCUGUGCUGCUUCCUCCGCCACCAGUGGGCGUCAGAUGUACUUGGUGGAGGACGAGGAGGGCCGCCUACAGGUGGUGGACGAGCUGCCUGUUACAGACAUCGUUACCAGCUUGACAUUGCCGACUGAGUACCGGAUGGGCAACUGGGUGUAUCUGAACGUCAGCUUCCCAGGAGACGACAAGACCACCCUCCCUGAACAACACCUGCCUCCAGUCCUCCAGUACGUCAGCGACCGCGAAGUCACCGCUCUAGAAGGCGACGAAGUCAAGCUCUACUGCGUCUUCGGUGGAUACCCGGUGCCAGAGGUACGCUGGUGGAGAGAGAGCCGGGCCGAUGUAGAGACCAAUAAGCUGGAGCACUUUGGUAAGACCCUGGUCCUCGACGACGUCUCCGAGGCCGACAUGGGCUCCUACUCCUGCCAAGCCACUAACGACGCAGGAGAGAGCGAGACCCAGCACUUCACCGUCUAUAUUGAAUCGGCGCCAGAGUUCGUAGUGGAGCCGGAAGUGACCAACUUGCCGCAAGGGGAGACUGCCGUCUUCAAUUGUGAAGCCAGUGGUGACCCGGAACCCACCAUCACAUGGACUAAGAAUGGUGACCCCAUGGAGAGUCAUGAUACUACAGUGAUGUUCGACGCCCUGGCACUAGACAUGAAAGCCACCAUCGCCUGUAACGCGUCCAACAAGCACGGCUACGUCUACAAGAGCGUCUACCUGAACGUUCUCUCCCUACCGCCGGAGUGGCUGACGGAGCCCCAGGACGUGGUCGUGCUAGAGGGCCUGGCCGCCACCUUACACUGUGAAGCCUACGGGUCCCCUGACCCCAACAUGACGUGGGUCAGGAUCGACGGAGACGAACGCGUCGUCAUCCACGACGAGGACCCCAGAUACCACGUCGACGACACUAAACUCGUCAUAAGAGCUGUGGACAAGGACACGGAGGGUCACUACAUCUGUAUCGCCACCAAUAAGUUUGCGUCCUUAGAGUCCCAAGUCCACGUUGAUGUGAGGGAGAAAACGGAAGCUGAGGCCAGCCUUGUAGCGGAGAGAGUGGAGGCCGGCGACCAUGUCUCCUUAGACUGCCGCAUUAAGAUCGACCCGCAUCUCAACCCAACUGUGACUUGGUUCAAGGACGACGUCCAACUCGACCUUGAAGACGAUAAUUUCCACCUUGGACGGAGGGAAGACUUCCACAGCGAUGAAAGUGGCCACCACGACUCUACCGACGACCACGACGACGGAGACGACGACGACGACCGCCAAGAAGAGACGUGGGUGCUGGAAAUCAUGAAAGUCCACGGCGACGACUCUGGGGUCUACACCUGCCGCGUCCACACCAGCCUUGACGAUGUCUCUGACGACCUUAUCCUCACCGUGGAAGAUGUGCCAAACCCGCCACACCUGACUACUGGGCGGUGUGGAGCGAGGGAAGCCUUCCUGGAGUGGUCUUCAGCCGGUGACAACAACGCGCCUCUUCAAGGGUUCGUAAUCCAGUACGUCACACCCUUCCACCCCGACCAGUGGAAAGAUGCCAGAAACAAGAUUCCAGCGUCGUCAACUUCCUUCUCAGUGGAUAUGAGCCCCGGUCUGAACUACACCUUCCGCGUCCUGGCUUUCAACCGUGUGGGCAUGUCUCGUCCCAGCGACGACACUGCUCAGUGCUACCCUCCAGGACUACCUCCUGACCAUCACCCUAACAAUGUCUCUGUCACUGGCACUGCCCCUGGCACUCUCCUGGUCUCCUGGGAGGUGAUACCACCAGAGGAACACAAUGGUCCAGACUUUCACUACAAAGUCCUCUGGCGCGCUGCCGACGACACCAAGGACGACCACGGUGCUGGAGACGACGACGAGGACGACGAUACAGCUAUCACCCAUGCUGAAGACGAUGCGAACGACGACACCACUGAAGGUGACGACGACAUUGAACACGAGGACGACAACCAAACCUGGCACAGUAUAAAAUUCGACGACUGGGAGAGAAGCGAGGCGGAGAUAGCAGACCUGCCGCCUUACCAGGAGUACAAGGUCAAGGUAGAGGCCCGAAAUGCUUAUGGUCCUGCACAAGUCCCCCUGCUGGUCCUCACCGGCCAUUCCGGCCAGGAUGUACCGAAGAACGAGCCUGAUGGCCUCCAAGCAGCCGAUACUGACGCCACAGACGUGGUCCUCACCUGGAACCCUGUCGACGAGGACUCCGUCAACGGUCUCCUGCUGGGCUACAAGGUGGAGUACUGGGAGGACGACGACGGAGAUGCUGACGACGACGACGACGAUGAAGUGCUCCAGCAGGUCCUCACGACAGGACCUGUGGGUCGGGCCGAACUGACAGGCCUCAAGCCCUUCAGAGAGUACCGUGCUCGGGUCAGCGCCGUCAACUCUGCCUUCAGCGGCCCCACCAGUGCCACCAUAUCCUUCAAGACUGCUGAAGGAGAGUCGGGGCCGGUGUCGAAUCUUAAGGCUAAACAGCUUAGUGACGAUAGCCUACUGGUGAACUGGGAGGAGCCGGAGGAGCCCCACGGAGUGGUGAAAGGCUACGAAGUUCACUACACGACACUGAGAGAGGACGGGCAAGAAGGUCCUGUGACCCAGUAUGACGAAAGGCUUCCUCCCUCGGUUACUCUAGUCAAGCUCUCGGACCUAGAGCCGAGUUCCACCAUCAGGGUGACUGUAUCAGCUGUCAACGCUGCAGGCCAUGGAGAAGGGUCGUCAGUAGAGGUGGAACUGGAGGAAGCAGAGCCCUUGGUUCCUGCGGUUCCAGUAUUCACCUGGUCGAUCUUCAAGGAGGGCGAGGCGGAACGCGGCGUCGACACCGACGCAGACGGUGACGUAGAUGACGCCGACCUACGAAACAAGAACGUCAUCCUCGGCGACACUGACGGCGACGGCGAUAUCGACAGGGACGAUGUCUUGGAUACCGACAACGACGGUGACAUCGAUGAGGAUGAUGUCGGUGUAGCUGACAUCAAUAAUGACGGUGUUAUUGACGAGGAAGACGUCAAAGCUGCUGACAGGGACGAUGAUGGUGACGUUGACAUAGCUGACAUCGGCGACGAGGAUGGCGACGGUGACUUCGACGGGUCGGACGUCUUGGCCGCGGAUGACGACGCCGACGGUGACAUCGACGCCUCAGACGAGGACGAGGAGAACACACUAUUAGAAGACAGAGACGAGGAUGGUGACAUAGACAAGGAUGACGUCGUAGACAUCAAUCAUGACGGCAUUGUCGACGACGAGGACUUCAGGGCCGCAGACGUAGAUAACGAUGGAGAUAUUGACGAAGAUGACGUAAAAGCCGUAGAUAAAGAUGGAGAUGGUGACAUAGACGCGGCUGACUUAACUGACCUAGAUGGAGAUGGACGAGUUGAUGGUGAUGACUUAGAGGUGAUGGAUAGAGAUGGUGAUGGUGAUGUAGACGCCACAGAUUACAUCCUCAGAAGAACCUUUCUCACUGACGUUGAUAAAGAUGGUGAUAUAGACGUAAAUGACGUUCUCGACACAGAUAAUGAUGGUGACAUAGACGCAGAUGAUCGUGCAGUUGCUGAUAUUGAUAACGAUGGUGAUGUCGAUAGUGAUGAUGUAGAAGCAGGCGACCGAGACGGAGAUGGUGAUAUCGACGCCGCAGACAUCGGAGAUGAAGAUGGUGAUGGUGAUAUAGACGGCCAAGAUGUUCUUAAAGCGGAUGAAGAUGGUGAUGGUGAUAUCGACGCUAGUGAUGACAAUGAAGAAGAUUCUCUCCUGGAAGACCGUGAUGGUGAUGGGGAUGUUGACCGCAGUGAUGUUAUUGACCUGGAUGGUGAUGGGGACAUCGAUUCAGAGGACUUCGCUGCCGCCGAUAUCGACGACGAUGGUGAUGUUGACAUGGAUGAUGUCAAGGUGGCUGACAAAGAUGGUGACGGCGAUAUUGACGCAGCUGAUGUGACUGACCUUGAUGGUGACGGUAAAGUCGACGGAGAUGACCUUGAAUUUGAAGAUCGGGAUAAUGAUGGUGACAUUGAUGCCAAGGACUUCACUUUCAGGAAUACUUUACUCGCUGACACGGAUGGUGAUGGUGAUGUGGACCAGGACGACGUUCUUGAUGUAGAUGGUGAUGGAGACAUUGAUGGUGAAGACAUUAAAGCCUCAGACAUUGAUGAUGACGGGGAUGUUGACAUGGAUGAUGUCAAACGCGGUGAUAAAGAUGGUGACAACGAUGUCGACUCCUCAGACGUUCGUGACAUUGAUGGUGACGGCUUCGUCGACGAAGAUGACCUUGAUGUGGUGGAUAGGGAUGCUGAUGGUGACAUAGAUGUCACAGACUUCGACCUCAGGAAGACGAUUCUCGGGGACACUGAUGGUGACGGCGACGUUGACAAGGCCGACGUCCUCGACACAGAUGGUGACGGCGACAUCGACCAGGAGGACAUUGAUGUAGCGGACAUCGAUAAUGACGGAGAUGUAGACAUCAGCGAUGUCCGAGCCGCUGACAGAGACCAUGAUGGUGACAUAGACGAAGCUGACAUCGGUGAUGAAGAUGGUGAUGGUGAUAUAGAUGGAGAUGACGUAAUUGCCGCUGAUGAGGAUGGUGAUGGUGACAUAGAUGCUGCCGAUGACGAUGGUGAAAGUAUCCUUCUAUCCGAUUCUGAUCGGGAUGGUGAUAUCGACCGUGACGACGUCACUGAUCUUGAUGGUGAUGGUGAUGUGGAUGAAAGUGACCAUAACGCCGCAGAUGUAGAUAAUGAUGGUGAUGUUGAUGCUGAUGAUCUCAGAGCCGCUGACAGAGAUGGUGAUGCUGAUGUGGAUGCUGCAGACAUCGUCGACGUUGAUGGUGAUGGAGAUAUCGAUGGGAAGGACCUUAUCGCUGCUGAUAAAGAUGGUGACGGAGACAUCGACACGUCAGACAUUCAGAAUCUAGACGUAUUUCUCAAGGACACUGACCACGACGGCGACGUAGAUAGGGACGACGUCCUGGAUACGGAUCAUGACGGCGACGUCGAUGACGACGACGUAUCAGUGGCAGAUAUCGAUAACGAUGGCGAUAUCGACUCAGACGAUAUCAUUGCUGCCGACCGCGAUGGCGACGGUGAUGUCGACUUCAAAGACAUCGGGGAUGAAGAUGGAGACGGCGACAUUGACGGAAGUGACAUCUUGGCUGCGGAUAAAGAUGGUGAUGGUGAUAUCGACGCUGCCGACGAAGGUCGAGGGGUCGAUAUCCGCGUCGACUGGAGACCCAACUUUGAUGAACAUCCAGGUGUCGACUUUUAUGUUCAGAACAGGGUGAAGGGAACUGAACACUGGAAAUCGUCGCCGGUGGAGCGGGCCAACCUCCACCAGACCAUCUCUGGUCUGGACCCUCGGAGGACCUACGAGAUCAGAAUGGUGGCCAAGGACGGGGACUUGGAGACGCCCUCGGAGAUCGUCAUCAUCCCUUCCUCAGAAGAACAAGGCGGCAAGUUAACAGCGAUCACAGAAUGUACCGAUGUGGAAGGUCCAGCCGGUGACUCUGUCUACUGUGUGGUACACAUAACACAACCAGCUGAGCAAGUGGACUCCCCGCCACAGCCUGAAGACCACCCCAGUCCACCACUCUACCAUCCCGAUCACCUGGAGACUAUCCCAGUUGACGAAACUAGCCUCUCUGAAACUCUAGAGUCUCUGGACGGAACGCCUAGCCACUCUGACGCAGCCCCAAAGCGCAAUGGAGGUUACACUAUGGCCGAAGAUAACAUUGCUCUCGCUGAAGUGAACUUGACAGCGGAAGACUACGACUAUGAUUACACCUCUGAAGACCACUAUCCUACUGGGAUAGACGGCACCAAUAUUUUGGACUACUGGCAGUAUGGGUCCCAUCCCGGGGCCCACGAGCCCCAAGCCCCCCGUCCUGGUCACGCUGGUGACGUCCACAGGGAUAGGAACCUCACCUCAACAGAGGAUAGUGAGAACGAUCUGGUGCCACUAGAGGAUAAAGACGACCUCGUCCCUGUAGAGGAUAGAGAGGACGACCUCGUCCCUGUAGAGGAUAGGGAGGACGAUCUCGUGCCUCUAGAGGAUAGGGAGGACGAUCUCGUGCCUCUAGAGGAUAGGGAGGACGAUCUCGUGCCUCUAGAGGAUAGGGAGGACGAUCUCGUCCCUGUAGAGGAUAGAGAAGACGACCUCGUCCCUGUAGAGGAUAGGGAGGACGAUCUCGUGCCUCUAGAGGAUAGGGAGGACGAUCUCGUGCCUCUAGAGGAUAGGGAGGACGAUCUCGUGCCUCUAGAGGAUAGGGAGGACGAUCUCGUGCCUCUAGAGGAUAGGGAGGACGAUCUCGUGCCUCUAGAGGAUAGGGAGGACGAUCUCGUGCCUCUAGAGGAUAGGGAGGACGAUCUCGUGCCUCUAGAUGAUAGAGAAGACGGCCUCGUCCCUGUAGAGGACAGAGAAGACGACCUCGUCCCUGUAGAGGACAGAGAAGACGACCUCGUCCCUGUAGAGGAUAGAGAGGACGACCUCGUCCCUGUAGAGGAUAGAGAGGACGACCUCGUCCCUGUAGAGGAUAGCGAGGACGAUCUGGUGCCACUGGAGGAUGGAGAGGACGAUCUCGUUCCACUAGAGGAUGGAGAGGACGAUCUCGUCCCUGUAGAGGAUAGUGAGGACGAUCUCGUCCCUGUAGAGGAUAGUGAGGACGAUCUCGUUCCACUAGAGGAUAGAGAGAACGAUCUCGUCCCUGUAGAGGAUCGAGAGGAUGAUCUCGUCCCUGUAGAGGAUAGAGAGGAUGAUCUCGUCACUGUAGAGGAUAGUGAGGACGACCUCGUCCCUGUAGAGGAUCGAGAGGAUGAUCUCGUCACUGUAGAGGAUAGAGAAGACGAUCUCGUGCUACUAGAGGAUAGGGAGGACGAUCUCGCACCACUAGAGGAUAGGGAUAGUGAUCUAGAUCGUGUAGAGGAUAGGGAUCUCUCUACUGUUGAGGAUGUUGAUGGUGAGCUCUAUAUUCCGGUAGAGGAUAGUGAUGAGAGCUUUGCUUCAGUGAAAGGUGAUAGUGAUGUUCCAGUAGAGAGUGGUGAUGGUGGUUCUCCAGUAGAGAGUGGUGAUGGUGAGAGUCCAGUAGAGAGUGGUGAUGGUGGUUCUCCAGUAGAGAGUGGUGAUGGUGAUGCUCAAGUAGAGAGUGGUGAUGGUGGUUCUCCAGUAGAGAGUGGUGAUGGUGAUGCUCAAGUAGAGAGUGGUGAUAGUGAAGUUCCAGUAGAGAGUGGUGAUAGUGAUUCUCCAGUAGAGAGUGGUGAUGUUCUAGUAGGGAGUGGUGAUAGUGAUUCUCCAGUAGAGAGUGGUGAUGGUGAUUCUCCAGUAGAGAGUGGUGAUAGUGAUUCUCCAGUAGAGAGUGGUGAUAGUGAUUCUCCAGUAGAGAGAGGUGAUAGUGAUUCUCCAGUAGAGAGUGGUGAUAGUGAUUCUCCAAUAGAGAGUGGUGAUGGUGAUGUUCUAGUAGGGAGUGGUGAUAGUGAUUCUCCAGUAGAGAGAGGUGAUAGUGAAGUUCCAGUAGAGAGUGGUGAUAGUGAUUCUCCAGUAGAGAGAGGUGAUAGUGAUUCUCCAAUAGAGAGUGGUGAUAGUGAAGUUCCAGUAGAGAGUGGUGAUAGUGAAGUUCCAGUAGAGAGUGGUGAUGGUGAAGCUCAAGUAGAGGAUAGUGAUGAGGGUUAUGCUUCAAUAGAUAGUGACGAUGGUGCUACUCCAGUUGAUGGUGCUGAUAGUGGCGUCUCACCAGAAGAUAGUGAUGGCGAUAUUUACGCUCCACUAGAGGAUAGUGAUGAUAGCCUCGUUCCACUAGAGGGCAGCGGUGUAGAGGUCUUGGCCCCAGGAGGAGGCAGCGAUGGUGACGCCACUAGCACAAGGCCUUGUAGUAAUGAUGACUACUACACAGGUGAUGGUGAGGACCACAUGACAACAGUGAAUAGUGAUGAGAACGACUCUCAUACCUCGGAUGAUGGUGACACUGACCGCCCUCCCGUCAAAGGCUGUGCUAACGAAGACUACUACGACACGGAGAGCCCCGAUGGUACACAGCUGGACUUGACAACAAGCGACGAGACCAACUUGACGGAAGCCAAGCUUGACGACGAGGGCGUCAGAGUGUCUAGUGAGACUACUGCUCCUGGGGAAGGCAGUGACGAUGAUGGGUACUUCCCGCGCACAGACAGUGCCAGCGAGGAAGUACAACCCGCAGAAGACACUGAGACACACUUGUCCAGUACCGACCAGGAACCACAAUUGGUUGAUGGAGAAAUAAGAGAUUAUACUGAAGAAGCGGACGAUCCCUAUUUUGCUAUCGAUACUAUGGGGGAGGAGCAGCCGAGUGGGGGAGCGGACGAUGGGUCUAAGACUUCCAGCAGUGUGGAAGACGAGGAAGUGCUGCCAGUCUUCGGAAAAGACGAUGAAAGUUAUGAUUUUGGUGUCGGUGUACAACACUAUACAACCCUAGAGCCUCUCCAUGAGUAUACUGAUAGCCAGCCAGCUCCGGCAAGUCCACACGACGACGAUAUUUCAGAAAAUUCCAAGAUUUAUCCUGUCAAGAUUGGCGAAGAGUCGGUAGCUACCGGAGCAACAGCCGAGGAGGAGGGAGAGUAUAGAGACCCCAGUGAAGGGCUCAACUUCACUACCCCCUUACCAGAUGUACCAAGACAGGUACCAGGUGCUGCAUCAGCUGAUGUUAAGCUUCCCUUACCAGACUUCGAGGAACCGACAGUGGGCGCGGUGAUGGAGGAGACGAACCCCAUCUUGUGGACGUGGUUCAUCAUCGCCGUCAUGGUGGCUGUCACUAUGAUCUGCAUCGUCUUCUUCUCCAUGUGGGUCUACAGUCAACGGUUGGCACGGGUGGCGGAGCUUCGCGCGGCUCUGUACGAGGGAUACGAACCCGCCCAGCCUGAGCCCGUCAAGAAGGAGAUCGAUGUGGAGGCCGCCAAGCUCCCGCCAACCCAGGAAGACGCUGUUGAGGACGAGAUGACGGCCAAUUACCAGCGGAAAGAGAACCGGAGGUCUUGGUACCACGUGCAACUGGCGGCAAUGAUGAAGCGACAGGAAACUGUGCAAAGCGUCGACUCAUUCGCGUCCCACGAUGACGACUUCGCUGAGUACGGGGACGAGAGUAUGGCUAUUGACCUGCUCAGUUCGGUAUCGCUGGUAACGAACCCGAGACACCAGAAGCCUCCUCCAGCCCCGCGCACCUGAACACCCUCCUGCAGGUCGCUUCACCGAUGAUGGCUCACUAAUCUAUCAGAAGGUGUGAGACGGCCGCGUUACUUCAUCUCCCGGCACCAGCAUCUGCCUGGUGAAGUCAAGGACGUCACCACAGCUGCCUGGUGACCAGAGGCCCGCCACAGCUGCCGUGUCACCACUACUCACCACCACUCCCACUGUCACCACCACCUUCACCAUCACCCACUCCUCGUGGUUGGCUAUGUGCUUCAAUGGGCUUCCUUAUUAUUUCACCAUUCACCAUUUUCUAUGACAUGUACACUGUUCUUCAGUCAUAAAAAAAUAUAUAGUAAAAUCAAAUUUGUGAAUGUAUGAAAAGACACUAUGUAUUUUAUAGUAUUUAUCUGUAUUUUUGGAUGUAGUGAGUGGAGGCAUCUGGAUGUGAGAGUAGUCGUGGGGCAGCUAUUGCACUAGACGAGAACACACAUUAUAAACAGUGCUGGCUGUGGACAUUUUGUACUGUGUAUAAAGAAAGGAAUUUGUACAGCAAACACAAUAAUGUUUAGAAUAUACAGAACAAACGUCGUGAACAUCUGUUUUAUGUCUGUCUUGGAGAACACUUAACUGGACGACUGAGAGGCUUAUAGUGAACUGUCGCCCAAGUUAAUGUUUAUUUAAUGAAAUAUUACAUGAACAAGUAUCCUGUCAAACGUGAACAUUCAGCAGCAGCGCAUACCUCGACCAUCCACACUUAAAUAGUGGCUCCCGGAUCACUUUCCAGGAAGUUAACUGAUCCUGGACUAGUAACAGUUCAUCAGUGGCGCCCAGACUGUACGUACUCUUCGAUACUAAGCAAGUUACUCCAGACACAGUGACCAAUAACAGCAGCGGUGUUGUUCACGCGCCACUGUGUGAAAGCGGGCAGGUGUUGGUGGCGUCCUGGAGCCAGUCAGACGGAUUCUGGUUGCGUCCUGGAGCCAGUCAGACGGAUUCUGGUGGCGUCCUGGAGCCAGUCAGACGGAUUCUGGUGGCGUCCUGGAGCCAGUCAGACGGAUUCUGGUGGCGUCCUGGAGCCAGUCAGACGGAUUCUGGUGGCGUCCUGGAGCCAGUCAGACGGAUUCUGGUGGCGUCCUGGAGCCAGUCAGACGGAUUCUGGUGGCGUCCUGGAGCCAGUCAGACGGAUUCUGGUGGCGUCCUGGAGCCAGUCAGACGGAUUCUGGUGGCGUCCUGGAGCCAGUCAGACGGAUUCUGGUGGCGUCCUGGAGCCAGUCAGACGGAUUCUGGUGGCGUCCUGAAGCCAGUCAGACGGAUUCUGGUGGCGUCCUGGAGCCAGCCAGACGGAUUCUGGUGGCGUCUGGAACCAGCCAGAAGGAUUCUGGUGGCGUCUGGAACCAGUCAGACGGAUUCUGGCGUCCUGGAACUAGCCAGGCGGUUUCUGGUGGCGUCCUGGAGCCAGCCAGAGUGAGGUGGUCGUUCGCUGCCCGAGGCGCCGACCCAACAUCCAGGAACCUUUAAUACUCACCAUAAAUGUCAACUUCUUGUGUCUUCAAGUUCACAUUUGUACCAUUUUCUAUUGUAAUACCUCAGUGUUUUUGUGUUUCUUAAUUUAAGUUGUAAUUUGGUAAAGGGAUGUAACAGUUUCUAAUGAUUGUGAAACCGAUUUAAAGUUCAUCGUAUCAAUGGGUAAUAGAAUUUUAAUAAGAGAUUGGGAUUGGUAAAUGUUCAUUAAUCUAAAAAUGCCCAGUUAAAUGUAUUCAUAGUACAACCGGAUCAUUGUUUUAAAUGUUACCAUUACUGCACACUUGACCCAGCAAACUGUUAUUUCUGAGCGUUCAUGAGUUGUGUAUUGUGGACUUGCCAUGCCAGUGUGGAGACCUGGGGCCAGA
Messenger RNA from Procambarus clarkii (red swamp crayfish), 12341 nucleotides. The record is from RefSeq and is a predicted model, not a curated record. Lineage: Eukaryota; Metazoa; Arthropoda; Malacostraca; Decapoda; Cambaridae.